Perca fluviatilis (European perch) is the source of this 2324-nucleotide messenger RNA. Its product is annotated as actin-binding LIM protein 1-like. Gene Ontology annotation, cellular component: actin cytoskeleton. The transcript is spliced from 20 exons. The coding region runs from base 117 to 2147 and encodes 676 amino acids. NCBI's taxonomy places the organism in Eukaryota, Metazoa, Chordata, Actinopteri, Perciformes, Percidae. Gene Ontology annotation, biological process: cytoskeleton organization; lamellipodium assembly. The record is from RefSeq and is a predicted model, not a curated record. Gene Ontology annotation, molecular function: actin filament binding.
AGACAACACACUCACACGCUGAGUCAGUCACAAAGUCAGAGAGAGCAACAGAGGGCUUUAACAUCUUGAAAGCUGCUUUAUGCUUUCUCGUGGCCGAAAGCCUUGACAGCAUAAGCAUGUCCGGCCUCCUCACCCUCAGCAGCCUGGGCAGGAUCUGCGGCUCCAGCCACAGCAAUGAAAUGGUAGUUUUGGACCGGGUCAAGAGGAAGAACUCGGUCAGGCGCAUGUCAAUUAUUGAAGAUGGUGAAAUUGCCGAGGUUCUCUACCUUAUUCCUAAACAGUCCAUGAUGGAGCAGCUGCCUUUCAUCAACCCCAACGACUACCUCCUGUGUGAGAAGUUGGACGGUAUUCCUGCAGAGAUGUCUGUGCUACAUGCUCAGAAUGGCUGCCACCCAUGCUCUCCACGGGGGAAGCGGGUCAUCCAGUGCUUCCGGUGUGGGGAGCCGUGCAAGGGAGAGGUGCUGCGAGUCCAGACCAGCUACUUCCACAUGAAGUGCUUUACCUGCAAAGUGUGUGGCUGUGACCUGGCUCAUAGUGGCUUCUUCGUGAAGAACAGUGACUACCUCUGCCCGCUGGACUUCCAGAGGCUUCACGGCACGCUCUGCAACAACUGUGGGGAAUUUGUGGAGGGACAGGUGGUCACAGUUUUGGGGAAGACUUACCACCCAGUCUGCUUUGUGUGCACCUUUUGCAAACAGCCCUUUCCUGCUGGGGAUUGUGUCACCUUCAGCGGAAAGAACUGCCUCUGUCAGCGCUGUAUCCAACCUGUGUCUCCUACUCCUAACGGCAUCAGCUGUUCCAGUAACUGCUCUGGUUGUGGUAGAGACAUCAAGAAUGGCCAGGCUCUGUUAGCGCUGGGCAGCCAGUGGCACCUCGGCUGCUUCAAGUGUAAAACCUGCAGGAAAGUGCUGAGCGGAGAAUAUAUCAGCAAGGAUGGGGUUCCCUAUUGUGAGAGAGACUACCAGAUUCAGUUUGGUGUACAAUGUGAAGCAUGUCAGAAGUUUAUUACUGGAAAGGUCCUAGAGGCAGGGGAGAAACAUUAUCACCCCAGCUGCGCGAGAUGCAGCCGAUGUGAGAAAAUGUUCACAGAAGGUGAAGAAAUGUAUCUGCAAGGUCAGUGUGAGAAAGUACCUGAUGGUGAGGAUAUACAUUUAGGCUUGGAUGAAUAUCUUACACCCUCCCUUUCUUUUUUCUUCCCUUCACCCCCCCUGAUUCCCACUAGAUCCUCAUCCGAAAGCUCCUGUUCCAGGCCGGGAUCAUGCACUCCGGGGAGUCCUGGUCGAACGAUCUGUGCAAAACUAGAUAAUGAGAUCAUUGAUUACCGAGACUUAGCAGCCAUUCCCAGAGUCAAGGCUAUAUAUGAUAUAGAGCAUCCUGAAAUGAUAUCUUAUAAGUCUGUGAACUACAACUCAUCUACUUUGGACAACAAAGGCAACAGACAGGAAAAGCAAAGCCCUUCAGAGUCACCAGGAAACGUAAAUGAAACCCCAGAGGAGAGUUUUGAAGUCAGAAAGUGCAUACCAACAUCUACAAGCCACAGAUCUUUCGGAGUUCAUGUGACAUACAAUCGUCACAGCUACACUCCAACUCUGUCCAGAUCACCACAACACUUCCACCGGCCAGGAUUGAUGCUUUCUCCCUCUUUAUUCUCUGGCAACAAUGACACAUGCCCCACUUCCCCUUUAUGUCACCACUUUCUCCCUCCCACCAAAGAUGAAGGCUUCAACAUGUACAGGAGGCCUCCAAUUUAUAAACAGCAAGAUCCAAAUUCCUUCACAUCCCAAACGUCCUCUCUGCCUGGAUAUGGUCGCAGUGGCCUCAAUCCGCCACAUUCAGCUGAUUUCUCCCAUUACAGCAGUGACAGAUUCAGAGACUUUAAGCUCAUCCAUGACGGUCAACAUCCAUUAGCACCAAUGGAAAGAGGAGUGUCUAUGCCUAAUUUGUUGGAACCAAAAGCAAGUAUUGUUUGUAUAUUUAUGUGUACUAGAUCAUUUGUCAAAUUAAAAAAAAAUGAAACAAGAACAAGACUGGAGCGACACCUAUCCCCGGACUCAUUCUAUGAGAUCUUUGGCAUGGAUAGUCAAGAAUUCAACAUACUUCCACUGUGGAAACGUAAUGACAUGAAGAAGAGGGCAAAUCUCUUCUAAAUGCUGCCUAAUGCACUCAUUGUUGAUAUGCAGUGCAUGUCAAGUUCUGAUGACCCCUUAUGUUUAUUUAUUUGCAUUUGACACAAAAAUUUGAUUUAUUUUUUUUUUGCCCAAGAACUGGACACAAUAUUGUGUUUCCCAGUUAGUUUCUGUAGGCUAAUGUUUAAAUGUGUAAUA